UCUCUCUGUAUUGGAAAAAAGCCCCGUGUGGAUCACAGCGAUGUCAGUCCAGGCUGUGGCAGCGAAAAUGGCCGAGGUCGAAUUAAAAGACGUGGCCGUUAAAGACUCUCGCCCCGCUAUUUCUCCGCUGACACCCAAGGCAGAGGAGAAAAAGAGUGAAAAUAACUCUUCUUCAUCAUCAUCGUCAUCAUCCUCCUCGGCGGCCGCGGCGGGGGAGCCGAGCCCGUUGGCCGCCGCACCGAACCCCGUGAAGAUGCCACAGGCGUCCGCAAUGAAGCGGUCCGACCCGCAGCAGAACGGCGGCGAGGCGUUCAUCAACUGCGACGGCACAGUGGCCGAGGCCCCACGGAUGAAAAAGAUCCAGUUUGCAGACCAGAAGCAGGAGUUCAACAAACGUCCCACCAAGAUCGGCCGCAGAUCUCUGUCUCGCUCUAUCUCACAGUCAUCUACAGACAGCUACAGCUCAGCUGCCUCAUAUACUGACAGCUCUGAUGAUGAGACCUCUCCCCGUGACAAGCAGCAGAAGAACUCCAAGGGCAAUGGAGAUUUCUGCAUCAAGAACAUCAAACAGGCUGAUUUCGGACGCAGAGAGAUCGAGAUCGCAGAGCAAGAGAUGCCUGCUCUCAUGGCAUUGAGGAAGAGAGCUCAGGGAGAGAAGCCAUUGGCUGGAGCCAAAAUUGUGGGCUGCACUCACAUCACUGCACAGACUGCUGUGUUGAUGGAAACCCUCUCUGCUCUGGGCGCUCAGUGUAGGUGGGCUGCCUGUAACAUCUACUCCACCCAAAACGAGGUAGCAGCUGCCCUGGCUGAGGGAGGUUUCUCAGUAUUUGCCUGGAAGGGGGAGUCAGAGGAUGAUUUCUGGUGGUGUAUCGAUCGAUGUGUUAAUGUGGAGGGCUGGCAGCCCAACAUGAUUUUAGAUGAUGGAGGAGAUUUGACCCAUUGGAUUUAUAAAAAAUAUCCCAACAUGUUCAAGAAGAUCAAAGGCAUCGUAGAGGAGAGUGUGACUGGAGUUCACAGGCUAUACCAGCUGUCCAAGGCAGGCAAGUUGUGUGUGCCCGCAAUGAACGUUAAUGACUCUGUGACCAAGCAGAAAUUUGAUAACCUGUACUGCUGCCGGGAGUCCAUCUUGGAUGGUCUAAAGAGAACCACAGACGUGAUGUUCGGUGGAAAGCAGGUGGUGGUGUGUGGAUAUGGAGAGGUUGGGAAAGGCUGCUCUGCUGCUCUCAAAGCGAUGGGCUCCAUCGUCUACGUCACUGAGAUUGACCCUAUCUGUGCCCUACAGGCCUGCAUGGACGGCUUCAGGCUGGUUAAACUCAAUGAAGUCAUCAGACAGGCUGACAUCGUCAUCACCUGCACAGGCAAUAAGAACGUGGUGGUAAGAGAGUACAUGGACCGCAUGAAGAACGGCUGUAUCGUCUGCAACAUGGGCCACUCCAACACUGAGAUUGACGUGGCCAGUCUCCGGACCCCUGAGCUGACGUGGGAGCGAGUGAGGUCACAGGUGGACCAUGUGAUCUGGCCGGAUGGAAAGAGAUUAGUGCUGCUGGCAGAGGGUCGCCUUCUCAAUCUGAGCUGCUCCACUGUUCCUACCUUUGUGCUGUCCAUCACUGCUACUACCCAGGCUCUGGCUCUGAUAGAGCUGUACAAUGCUCCUGAAGGCCGCUACAAGCAGGAUGUGUACCUGCUACCCAAGAAAAUGGAUGAAUAUGUGGCUAGCCUUCAUCUCCACACAUUUGAUGCACACUUGACCGAACUGACUGACGAACAGGCCAAAUACCUCGGCCUGAACAAGAACGGACCCUUUAAGCCAAACUAUUACAGGUACUAAACCCAUUCACGGAUGGGAAACGAAGACUAAAGAAAUUACCAAGACUCCAUAAUCCAUACAGACUAAGGCGAGACAGACCUGUGUUAAGAGUCUGCCUUUGGAGGGGAAGGAGAAGCUCUGAGCUGAUUGGUUGGGGGGUGAAGGGCGUGGCUAAUUAGUGCUACGGCAGUGUUUAUUUAUUUUACGCUAGAAUAACAUGGCUAACAUUUAACGAGCUGCUACUGCCAGUGGUGCAACUUAGCGACGUUUCCAUGGAGAUUUCAAUGUUUCAUCUUUUCUUAGCUUCAUGUGUCAGUUGUACGCAAUUCAUUUAGAGAUCUUUUAUUGUUUAACUAUUAUCAAGAUGUGGCAAAAAAAAAAAAAAAAACUAAACUAAAAA
Molecule: messenger RNA, 2207 nt
Organism: Xyrauchen texanus (razorback sucker)
Lineage: Eukaryota; Metazoa; Chordata; Actinopteri; Cypriniformes; Catostomidae
Product: putative adenosylhomocysteinase 3
Exons: 17
Coding region: 41-1828 (595 amino acids)
Biological process (GO): L-methionine cycle
Cellular component (GO): cytosol
Source: RefSeq, a predicted model, not a curated record